ACUGUCAAUGAAUAAUGAUUUUGAAGCUUGAUUGAUCUUUCUUUGCUACAAAAGUGUCUUUUUUAUUGUGUUUUUUUUUAUAAAUAAUCAUGAUUAAUUACAAUCAAUCUUAUUAACCAGUCUGUGAAAUUGAUGAGCUGUUUGAAUUUACAUUGUUGACUUGAGAAAGUAAUUAAACACAAUCACUGGUUGAGCCAAGCUCUUGACAGGUAGGUAGCUGAUCGACUAUGACCAACUGUUGGAUAGAUGAAUACACAAUAUGCCGCGACUUGUCACUGGCACAGGGCAAAGAUGUUCCCGUGGAAAUUGAUAGAUCUGUUACAGUAGCUGAAAAUGAGCCACCGCCCGCCCUAAAUAUCACAGAAGAUACAGAGGAGGAAUUCUUCGGUCCCUAUGUAGGUGAUGGAGACACCAACUGCGGCCCAGACCUUCAUUUGAUAACACAAAUGUUAAAAGUGGUGAACCCACAUCCUGAUGGUGACAGUCCUGAAGAGCCGCCCAGCCCCAGCUUGGCCCACACCAGCCUCAACAUGUUCAAGAGGAAAGAGAACAAUAAACCUGUAGAGACCAGUCCUACAGUUGCACUUCAGCCAAAGACAGACACCGUAGCGGAACAGCCCCGUACGUACGUGCCGUCGGCGCGCGCGGCCGAGUACUACAAGAAGUUCAGCGAGCAAAGCCAGGCGCUAGAGCAAAGCCGAGACACCAUCUGGAGCAGACUCGAGCGACAGAUGAGAGAGAUCGAUGAGAAAAGGAGACAGAACACACUAGACAAUGAACAAAGCUCCAGCAGUGCCGGCACACAAGGCUCGAGAUGGAAAAAGAAAAAGAGGAAAGCAGUACAGAGGAUGGGACAUUAACAAAAUGGGACAAACAACUUGGAGACAAACAACUGGCCCAGGAGAGGACAAAAUGGAAAAUGCUGGAAAAGUAUAAUAAUAUUUAACUUAAGUAUUAUUUGUAUUUGUAUUUGUAUACUAGUGGAUGUCGGCGGACGGCGACUUCGUCCUUGUGAAAUUUAGAUUUUCACAAAUCCGCGGGAACCAUUUUCCAUAGCUCGUAGCAAGUAGCUCCUGCUCAGUAACCUCCGCUAUCUUCCAGUGCAAGUCUCAUUGAAUCGGCGCAUCCAUUUUAGAAAUGAGUGUUUUAGUGUCAUGUAAAUAACUUAAAUUAUUAGAUAUGGCACUAGCGCGUCGUUUCAAUUCAAUCAAAUUCGUCGUCGUCAAUUGUCUUCAUUUCAUUUAGUCACAUAGUAAAUAAUGAAAGUUAUUUAAACAAUAAUAAAUAAAUAAAAUAAAAAAUACUGUGUACAAUGUCGAGUUGUGUGUUCAGGAAGUGUAAAAACUAUAUGUGUCUUAACUUAAAUAUAUAAUGUAAGUGUAUACAAAAUUGUGCAUGUGUGCGCUCAAUGGAGUAGCUGAGUUUCGAUCACUUUUUAGCCACGUACCAUAUCUUAUAUUAUAAAAUGUUUUUGAGCAAAUCAAUUAUUAUUCACGUACCUAUAUAUUUAUGAAAAUACCUUUUUUAGCUGCCAAAGCAAAAAUCAGGUUAUAAUAACCAUGACAGUAGAUACCAAAAAAAGUACCAAUUAGGAUGCGGUUUUUUUUCCUAUUGAAAUAUUGGAAGAAUUCCUUGUUUAAGUAUGUUAGGUAUGAACAGGCUGAACCUUAGCGGUAUGGGCAAAAGUCAAAAUUGCCAAUUCCAAAAACAAAUUAUGAUAUAUUAAUGUAAAAUUAAUGUGAUACUCGUAGUAAAGAUCUCAUUGAUGUAAAACUUUAUAAAAUUUUAAAUUAUUUAACUAGUUAGACGUGUGCUUUCGUAUUUUCAUGGCAUGCUGCAUUUUUACUUUUAUUGUUUCUAACUAGCUCAGCCCCCCUAGCCAAGUGGCUCGUCGAUUAUCUUACUAUGAUCGCUAACGCUUCGAAAACUAGAAAAAUGUAUGGAAUGAAUCUUGAUGACGUGACCUGUCGAUAGCAAAUGUCAUUCCCAUACAUCUUUCUAGUUUUCAAAGCGUUAGCGAUCGUAGGAAGAGAAUCGACGUGCCACGUGGCUGGAGGCUACCUCUGAUUUGUUUCAUAUUCAAAUGCCAAAGAUGUCUCCUGCACAGCAUGGAAUUGGAUCAGAGACGUACUCGUAAGCGAUAUCCGAAUUCGGUCUAGAUUUUUAUAUGUUUUUUACGGUUUUAGAUCUGGUUCAGUGCGAACAAUAGGGGUGGUUUGAUCAAUGAGUUUAUUUUUUAAUAGUGUAAAUAGAUAGUUGUAAAUAAACCAAAUAAAUAAACAAAAUAAUUAAUGAUAUGAUGAUAAUUAUUAUUUCAUAAACUACGUAGGUGUACCUUUUUUUGAAUUAUCUUUUUUAAUUUAUUUAUUUAAUACAAUUAAUAUCAAGAAAUUUCAUAAUUUUUAUACACAAAUUCACAUUUUAUACAGUUUCUUGUAUUUGUAACUCGGUAGUGUGAGAAUUUGUUUGUAUCUCUUUAUAUGUAUAGAGAGAGAUGUAUCGACAAAUUCAGAGCGCAGAGUAUUAAGGUAUAAAUAUAUACAUACGGAAAACCUCUACUGCUUUGUGAUUGUUAGUUUUAAGAGCUCCUUCUUACAAGCAACGUAGUCGUCCGAUGAACGUAUGCGCAGCGCAGACAAACGUAACUGUGUAGGUGCCCUUAAUGAGCUAUUUCCUCUAAAGGUAAAAAAAAAAUCCGCUAUGAGCAGGGAGAGGGGUACAAAAGUGUUGAUUUUCUAUAGUAAUCACCAUCAAUUCCAAUGAUUUUUUUUUAUCGUUACCGUCUGCAAUGCAUUCAAUUUCUUAAUUUUUAGGUGUAUGAAUAUACUUUUGACGUUGUCAAUGGAGAAUUCAAAAUAAUUCGACCACUAACCGCUGGAUUUCCGUAACCGACAAAAACAAAAAGUUACAGAACAAUAUUUUUUGAAUUUAAUAGAAUUAGGUAUUCAAUCAUUUUAUUCCAAUAAUUUCGAUGUCUUAAUUAAAGGAAUUUUAUUACUUAUAGGUACGCAUUUGCAAUUUCGCUGAUGAUUAAAAAUUACUUUUUUUGGGCUUUACUUUAAAAUACUAUCAACUAAUGUCGCUUGUGCUACAAAAUAUCAUUCCUUUUACACUUACGAUAAAGAUGUUACUGUCGGUUAUACACUAAAAUUAAAAAAAUAGUUUUACUAACUGUUUAUAAUGGUAUAUUUUAGCCACUCAAAACUCCACUACAAAAUCUAAACUUACUCCAAAAUCGUUUGUAAAGAUAAUCUUGACUUUUUUUAGAAUAUUAUGUUACUUGGCCUUAAAUUGACACUUAAAUAAAAGUGUCGCUUACUAUAAUUUGACGGUCAUAUGUCAAAAUGCAUCUUCCCCUGGUGCUUUCGCUAGCGGAUUGUUUAAAAACCUUUAGAGGAAAAUGGCUCAAUGUAUUGUAAUGAUGCAUCCUGUAUAGUUUAAUAGUCUAAUUAAUUUAAUGAAUAUGAGAUUAGGUACAUUAAAUGUCUAUUUUAAUUUGUGUUAACUAUUUAUACUAUAUUUUUUUAUACUAUUUAUUUUUUACACAAAGUGUACAUAGAGUAAGUUAUUGUUGUGCUGUAAAAUAUAAGCUUUUGAAAA
This is a messenger RNA of Bicyclus anynana (squinting bush brown), 3600 nucleotides long. RefSeq lists its product as uncharacterized. The transcript has 7 exons. NCBI's taxonomy places the organism in Eukaryota, Metazoa, Arthropoda, Insecta, Lepidoptera, Nymphalidae. Bases 228 to 860 code for a protein of 210 amino acids. The record is from RefSeq and is a predicted model, not a curated record.